Vicia villosa (hairy vetch) is the source of this 1386-nucleotide messenger RNA. RefSeq lists its product as uncharacterized. Bases 88 to 1182 code for a protein of 364 amino acids. The record is from RefSeq and is a predicted model, not a curated record. The transcript is spliced from 2 exons. Gene Ontology annotation, molecular function: nucleotide binding. NCBI's taxonomy places the organism in Eukaryota, Viridiplantae, Streptophyta, Magnoliopsida, Fabales, Fabaceae.
AACAAGCUAUCUCUAUAUAUUUUAAUCUUCUCAUCCUCAAAACAACUAUUAAAGCCACACUCAAAGUUCACUCUUCCAACAAAGAAAAUGGCAAAACAAGAAACAAAACCAAUAAGAUUUGGAAUCCUAGGUUGUGCAGAAAUAGCUAGAAAAGUUUCAAGAGCCAUAAUCCUCUCACCAAACGCAACUCUCUACGCAAUUGGAAGCCGUUCAUUAGAAAAAGCAAAAACGUUUGCAGCUUCAAACAAUUUCCCUUCUCAUGCAAGAGUAUACGGCUCAUACGACGCCGUUUUAGACGAUCCGAACGUCGAUGCUGUCUACGUGCCGCUUCCGACUAGCUUGCACCUUCACUGGGCAGUGCUUGCUGCUCAGAAGAAGAAGCACUUGUUGCUUGAGAAACCAGUUGCUCUUAACGUUGGGGAGCUUGAUAAGAUUUUGGAAGCUUGUGAAGCUAAUGGGGUGCAGUAUAUGGAUGCUACUAUGUGGAUGCAUCAUCCUAGGACUGCAAAAAUGUUUCAGUUUUUGUCUGAUCCUAAUUUGUUUGGUUCUCUCCAAUCGGUCCAUGCGACUUUUUCAUACGGCGUAACUCCAUAUUUUCUAGAAAACGACAUUCGUGUGAGACCAGAUCUUGAUGCACUAGGGGCACUUGGUGACACAGGUUGGUAUUGCAUUAGAGCAAUUUUAUGGGCAUCAAAUUACGAAUUACCCAAAACAGCAAAAGCAUUGCACAAACCAAAAUAUAACGAAUUAGGGGUAAUUUUGUCAUGUGAGGCUUCUUUGUUAUGGGAAGAUAACCGAGUAGCAACUUUCUUUUGUUCCUUUUUAUCAAACAUGACUAUGGAUAUAAUAGCAAUAGGGACAAAAGGGUCAUUGCGAGUUCAUGAUUAUGUUAUACCUAAUGAAGAGAACGAGGCUUUAUUUAGAACAAGUUCAAAUUCUGAUUUUGAUCAUCUUUCUAUUGGUUGGAGUCCUAAACCAAAGGAAACUGCUGUUAAAAGUGAUAUUCCACAAGAAGCACUUAUGAUUAAGGAGUUUGCUAAUUUGGUUAAUGAGAUUAAGUUGGGAAAUUCUAAAGUUGAGAAUAAGUGGGGAAUUAUUAGUAGAAAAACACAAGUGAUUAUUGAUGCUGUUAAAGCUUCAAUUGAUAAUGGUCUUGAGCCAGUUCAAAUUAAGUCAUUAUAGUUUAUUAUAAGUGCGGUUUUUAUUUGUUUAAUUUAGUUUUCAUGUUUUAAAUAAGAAAGUUUCUUGUUGCAAUAGAAGCUUUAAAGUUGGAAUAUCCAUUUCCAUGUUUUAAAGAUUGUAAUAUCUUAUAAUGUUUAUUAUUGUUAUUUACUUUCAAUCAAGGUUUGAAUGCUGAUAAGCUAUUCUGAGUCAUUAAGUUUUAGA